This is a messenger RNA of Maylandia zebra (zebra mbuna), 2866 nucleotides long. RefSeq names its product zinc finger protein Eos. NCBI's taxonomy places the organism in Eukaryota, Metazoa, Chordata, Actinopteri, Cichliformes, Cichlidae. Gene Ontology annotation, biological process: regulation of transcription by RNA polymerase II. The record is from RefSeq and is a predicted model, not a curated record. Gene Ontology annotation, molecular function: RNA polymerase II cis-regulatory region sequence-specific DNA binding; DNA-binding transcription factor activity.
CUGCAGGACACCGGCACUUGAGACCUUGAGUUGCCUACCCCUGUAGACGUAUCUGCUAUACAACCAUAAAAUGCUGACAUGUAGCAUUCCUAUGGGGUUAUGUUCUGUUACAGCUAUAAACGUUUUAUGAGUAUAUACAAAUUUUAUGUAGGCAUGUAAAUGAAUUUAGAAUUAUAAUUUAUCUAAGUAAUGAUGUGAUAAAAGUUUUCACAGUGACAAAAAAAACCUGAUAUUUCUCUGUAAAACACCUGCACAUAUUAUAGUACAGUUUCUGAAUCAGAACUGUAGAUUAUUUAAUUAUGGACAUACAGAAAGAGAAACGUUUUUAAGUGCUAUUUCAAAAGAACACAGUUUUAAAGGAAGUACUGUACAAAGUCCUAAAUCUUAAAGAUACUAACAAGUAAGUUAAAUUACAUGUAUAUUUCUUUAAAUACCAGAAUUUUUACUUUUUUAAAAAAAUUUCUAAUUAGGUAAUUAGGUUUAGUUUUCAGUUAGUGGGUUUGUUCAUUUCAGUUUGGUUUUUAUUAUUUUAGUUUCAUUUUUAGUUUCUGUGACAAAUACUGAUAUUUCUCUGUAAAACACAUGCACCUAUUACUAUACCGAUGCUGAUUCAAAACUGUAGUUGAUUUAUUUGUAGACUUUUAGAAAGAAACUCUCUUUCAAGAGUUUUGUUUUGUUUUUUAAAACAACAGAUUUUAAAAGGACAUACUUUACACUCUCCUUUUUAAUACAGACGCCGACACUUGUGUAAACAAAAAGUCACUAGGCCAGAACAACAAAUUAUGGCGCUUCAUUGGUCACACAAUGAGGUUUCAUAAUUUAAACUAAUUUAAAUAAUACAAUAAGAGGUUUAUUCUUGUUGCAGAUUGAGUUUCUUAAAAUCUGGACGUUAUGAUUGACCUGCUAAGCUAGAAGUUUGGAGCACACAUUACUUGGCACUCCACCAGGGUAUCCCCGGCUAAGUUUAUUUUCACCGGUCACCUUUCAUCUAGAAACGUGUGGAUACAACUGUACAGCAACACUGGUUGACUUGAAGGUGCUUUAGUAGUUAAUGUAGAAGAGAAAAAAAGAGCCCUGAGAAACAAAGUAUUCAGUCUGAACUAGUAUGGAUGUUGAUGACUGCAAUGGACGGUCUUACAUAUCAGCAGGUAGUGGAGACUCUUCAUUGGAAAGAGAGUUUUCUGGAGCUCUUGGAGGUCCAACAGUGAGCACCCCAAACAGCAAGGAAAACUCUCCCAGUCGCUCCCUCAGUGCCAACUCCAUUAAAGUGGAGUUGUAUAGUGAUGAAGACCCAGGUCGGAGUACUGAAGAUGAGCGAGGAGAGCGGGUGGAGGAAGGAGGUCCAGAGCAAGGUUCUGAGGCUGUCACAAGCUAUAGAGAGCUCACCAAUUCUGAAACUAUGCCAAGUGGAGCCACCAGACUGCCAAAUGGAAAGCUCAAGUGUGACAUCUGUGGAAUGAUCUGCAUUGGGCCUAAUGUGCUUAUGGUGCACAAACGUAGCCACACAGGUGAGCGACCAUUUCAGUGUAAUCAGUGUGGCGCGUCCUUCACUCAAAAGGGAAACCUACUCCGCCACAUCAAGCUGCACUCAGGGGAGAAGCCCUUUAAAUGUCCCUUCUGCAGCUAUGCCUGUCGAAGACGGGAUGCACUUACCGGCCAUCUUCGCACUCAUGCAGUGUCUUCUCCAACUGUUGGGAAGCCGUAUAAGUGCAGCUAUUGUGGCCGUAGUUACAAGCAGCAAAGCACUCUGGAGGAGCACCGUGAGCGCUGUCAUAGCUAUUUACAGAGUCUGGAUUUCCAGCAGCCAACCAGUGCACCAAAUUCAGGAGAGGAAAUGAGAGAGCUAGAGUUUAUACCAGAUCCUCUACUGCAGCCAUCCUCAGACAAGAUGGCAUUUAUCGAUCGGCUCGCCAACAGCAUCACCAAACGCAAGAGAUCCACGCCACAAAAAUUUGUAGGGCAGAAGCACAUACGCCUCAACCUUGCAGAUACACCUUACAAGCUCACUGCUAGUUUGGAUAAAGAUGGAGACAUGCACCCAGUGGACCUUGAUGCCCCACACUUUACUGGUCUGGGAGGAGAAUAUGUAGGUGUUGCAGGUACUGGAAGAGGAGGGGUAUCAGACACACUCAGAUCCUUGCACCUUCCCACCAGUCACUCUUCAAGUUUAUCAGAACUCAGGCCGAUUCACAGCUUCAGUCAUGCUCCUGUUCCCCUUGGGCCAAGGUUAGAUUGCACAGGGGCAGGAGCUGGCCUGGGAGCUGUGGGUGUUGGGAGCAGGGAGGCAGCAGAGGGUCACGAAGACCUGCCUCCGGGUCGAAAUCACGCCCCUUCUCCUAGCAAUGGCUGCCAGGAUUCUACGGACACAGAAAGCAUGGCAGAUGAGCCUUACAACAGCUGUGCUCCGACUCCGACUUUGUACAGUAACAACGGCCAUCACCUCCUCCACUCUAACAACCAUAACCCAGCACCUCCACCCAUCGCACACCACAGGAGUCGGGGCAGACACAGCCCCAGUCAUGCCAAAGACCGGGAGAUGAAAAGAGAGGAUGGAGGCCAUUCUGCUCUCCCUCCUCCCACACAUGCUCCAACACCGAGCUCACCUACGGCACCCUCUUCUACCUCCAAGGAGACUUUUCGGGUUGUAGACGGGGAGGGGCGAGCUGUACGCUCUUUCCGCUGCGAGCACUGCCGCGUGCUUUUCCUGGACCAUGUUAUGUUUACAAUCCACAUGGGUUGCCAUGGUUUUCGGCAGCCUUUUGAGUGCAACAUCUGUGGCCAUCGCAGCCAGGAUCGCUAUGAAUUUUCUUCGCACAUUGUCCGUGGAGAGCACAUCUUUGACUGAGAAUAAAAGGACAGCCUGCUG